Messenger RNA from Pyricularia oryzae 70-15, 1786 nucleotides. RefSeq lists its product as uncharacterized. The record is from RefSeq and is a predicted model, not a curated record. Gene Ontology annotation, biological process: mRNA processing. NCBI's taxonomy places the organism in Eukaryota, Fungi, Ascomycota, Sordariomycetes, Magnaporthales, Pyriculariaceae. Gene Ontology annotation, cellular component: mitochondrion. The transcript is spliced from 2 exons. The coding region runs from base 188 to 1237 and encodes 349 amino acids.
AAUCCUGCUCCGACUCGGAUCCAUCUUUGACGGAUCACCAAAAAGCCAACAGCAGGGCCGGUCUGCAAAUCUUGAACCCCGUUCUAGAUCCCUCAAGACCCAUACAACAAACAACUGCUGUCAUAUUCGUCGUCGUCGCCGCCAGCUCUAUUUCCCAACACAGCAACCAAGUGUCGGCCGACCGCCAAUGUUGCCGUGCUCGGUCCGACGCGUGGUGUCGGCGGCGCCUCAGACUCCCAUCAUGGGAUCCGUAGGCGCCGUCGCCGCCACGGCCGGUGCGAUUGCGUCCGCUGCAAGGGCAACUCGCCAUCAGAGGCGAUACUCCUCCUCUAACCCGUCUAGCCCCGACAACGACCCCAAGGGUGUACCGCCGUCAUCGUCUGACAGGUCCAUGGCCGCCCAGACGUCAAAAUCUUCAUCGUCCAGCUCGGGUGGUGACAAGAGGAGAAGGAGGGCCAAGGAGUCUACAGAUCGCUCGUCUUUCAAGUCGCUGCCCUCUGUCCCCAGCACGCAACACCUUCCUCGCGAGUCCCUCGCUCUGUCGGCAUUUUUCUCGCUUCACCGGCCCAUGUCCAUCACCCACAGCCUCCCGAGGACAGUGACGGACGAUGCCUUUGCCUCCAUCUUCCUCCGCCGUGGUCGUUCCGAAAAGACUCAAGACGUCAUCUCGACCCUCUCAAAUACCGUGCACGAGCUGGAAAAGCCCAUGGGCAACCUCGGCCUCUCCCACGGCGACGCCGACCCCAACGAGGGCGUGCGAGAAAUCACGCUCAAGAACGCCGACGGUAGCGACUCGGGCGUCUGCGUCCAGCUCAACGACAUGCUCGGCUCCAAGUUCCAGCCGUUCUGCCCGCCACCGCUCCCCAAGCCCGCCGCUACGGAAGGCAGCUCCACCGCCACCGAGACCGCUGAGGCUUCCGAGACUAGCCAGGUCGAACCGCAGCGUCGGUUGUACAAGGCCGUCCUGACGAUCGAGGAGACGGUGGACGAGAACGGUGAGGUCAAGUACGUGGCUCACAGCUCGGAUCUCCUCGAGGACUCGGCACAGCCGCGGUCGUUUCUGGGGCGCAUGGCAGCGCGCCAGCUCCGGUUUGACGACAGCCAGAGGCAACGGCAACAGGACGGCAUGUGGGCCAUCAGCGUCAAGAGGCAGCGCAAGCUCAAGAUGAAGAAGAAGAAGUACAAGAAGCUCAUGAAGAAGACGCGAAACGAAAGGCGUAGGCUGCACCGCACCUAAACGCUCUCUCGAAAGAGGCCUGAUCUCUCCUCGACGCAGUUUCUUACAUCCUCUUGGCUUGCUUCGAGGGGCGUUAUCAUGCGCGCAUUUGCAUUGAGCAUUGGGGGUUUGUUUCCCUUAAAUCUUCAGACUGUUUCCACAGCCAUCGUGUUUCAUAUACAUGUAUGCGAUCGCUGGCAUUGCUGCCUGCAUUUUGCUCUUUUACCUCUACUCUUGGUGCAUCAAGGUGGUCUGGAUCUAUCGUGGGUCAUAGAUAUGGCGGGCAUCGGUUGUAUAUAUCGACGUUGUUGGCGGAGAGUGCAUGCCAUCUUUACAUUGUGCAGUCCGAGUGAUUUUACAAAGUACCAGCCCUGCUCGAGCUCCCACUCCGUAUGUAUAGACAAAUAAUCUGUGCUUUCGAGGAGCGAUGGCUAUUGUAACUAUAUGUACCUUAUGUAUGUAUGUAUGUACUAGUAUCGAUUAUAGAUUUUCAAAGCAAUGCGCAUCCAAACGUGGCACUGUGGAAUGGUAUAUAAAAAAGUCAAAAUACAGUAUGGGGAUUAAAUUUAG